AUGUCGGUGAUUGGAUUUAUCGGACUCGGAAAUAUGGGCGGCCACAUGGCGCGAAAUUUGUUGAAAAAUGGCAAAAAAUUGAUCGUCUAUGAUGUGAACAAGACUGUCACUGAACAAUUUCGCGCAGAAGGAUGUGAAGUUGCUCAACAUCCGGCUGAUAUUGCGGCUGCUUCCAAGGAAAUUAUCACAGUUUUGCCAAGUUCGCCACAUGUUAAACAAGUUUACACAAACGAUAAUGGACUUUUAAAGUGCGUUUUUAAGAGUUCCAAAAUUUAUUUCAAAAAUCCAUUUUUCUAGAACCAUCCAACCGGGAACUCUUUGCAUGGAUUCUUCGACCAUUGAUCAAAUCGUCUCACUGGAAGUCGCCCAAUUAGCGCAAAAAAAGAAAGCCGAAUACAUUGAUGCACCAAUUUCUGGUGGUGUGACUGGAGCGCAAAAUGCUACGUUGACUUUUAUGGUUGGCGCUGGAAACGAUAGAACUUUUGAGAGAGCCAAGGCGAUUUUGGAUUUGAUGGGAAAAAAUAUUGUGAAUCUUGGAGCGGUUGGAAAUGGACAAGCGGCGAAAAUCUGUAAUAAUAUGCUUCUUGGAAUUCAAAUGAUUGCGGUUUCGGAGGCUAUGAAUCUAGGAAUCAAGUAAGCGAGAUUUCUGAAAUUUUAAAUUUUUAAGAAUUAAAAUGAAACGAGAUCUGACGAAAUAAAUUGAAAAAAAUUUGAAAAAAAUGUGGUACAGAGCUGUUUUUAAACUUUCGAUCGAUUUUUCAACUCUGAAAUCACUCGGAACGUUGAGAUAUCAAACCUCACCCAACCCCUGGAAUUCCAGGUGGGCAAUUUUUUUCGAAAAACCUAGGUGGGCAAAAAAUUUUUUAGGAUCUUUAAGGCGAGCCUCAGGCGGGCAAAAUUUUUUAGGGUCUUUAAGGCGACCCUCAGGCGGGCAAAAUUUUUUAGGGUCUUUAAGGCGAGCCUCAGGUGGGCAAAAUUUUUUAGGGUCUUUAAGGCCAGCCUCAGCUGGGCAAAAUUUUUUAGGGUCUUUAAGGCGAGCCUCAGGUGGGCAAAAUUUUUUAGGGUCUUUAAGGCCAGCCUCAGCUGGGCAACAUUUUUUAGGGUCUUUAAGGCGAGCCUCAGGUGGGCAAAAUUUUUUAGGGUCUUUAAGGCCAGCCUCAGCUGGGCAAAAUUUUUUUACUAGGUGGGCAAAUUUGGUAAAUAAACCCAGGUGGGCAAUUUUUUACCCACUUCUCCAGGUUCUUGGGUGUAGGGCUGUCAUGUGGGUCGCCCGUUUCACCCUGUUGUUUCGGUGGUGUCUCGCCCGCCUGCCUCUUAUUUUUCCCAAAACGACGCCCGCCCGCCCGCCCGCUUUAUUUUCAACUAGCCGCCCGCCCGAUCUGUCAUUCAUCCUUCUCUCUAACGCACCCAUCGCCUACCUUUUUUCACACCUUGUAAAAUCAUGUCAAAAAUGGCACGAAAAGUGACAGGUUCAAUCAAAAAGUAAUCGGAACCCUUUCAUCUUUCAAAUAAUAUUGUCGAUUGAGCGAGCGGACGUCAGAAAAAGGGAAGACGGGCGGGCGGGUGUGAGCUACAGGCGGUAGGGCGAGCGGGUGAGAGGGCCUUGAGUUGAAAAAGGGCGGGUGUGUGGGCAUGGUUAGUUUACGACCAUAGGGCGUCAAGGCGAGCGGGCGAGACAGUUCUCUUCUCUUCUUACGCCCGCCCGCCCCGGGCUCCAUUUUGACAGUCCUACUUGGGUGAGGUUUGUUGAGAUAUUUUUUUCUGAAAUCAAUUGAUUUUAAUUUUAAAAUUCAUUUUUCUCAUUCUAUAAAAAUUUACUGUUUCAAAAAAAUCAAAUUUUUGAAAAAUCCGAAAGUAAAACAAAGAAAAAAGCUUAUUCUGAUUUUCACCCAAAAAUAUUUUCAGCAUGGGUCUUGACGCCAAAGCUCUAGCCGGAAUCAUCAAUACAUCAUCUGGUCGAUGCUGGUCAUCAGAUACCUACAAUCCGGUACCCGGAGUUAUUGAAGGCAUUCCAUCCGGAAAAGGAUACGCUGGAGGAUUCGGAACCUCUUUGAUGGCUAAAGAUUUGUCGUUGGCUCAAAAUGCCUCGACAAAUACACAAGCUCCAACUCCACUCGGCUCAUUAGCUCAUCAAAUUUAUCGAAUUCUCGCUCGCGAUCCACAUUAUCAAGCAAAAGAUUUUGGAGUAGUUUAUCAAUUUUUGAAGAAAUCCAAUUUUUAG
Caenorhabditis angaria is the source of this 2221-nucleotide messenger RNA. NCBI's taxonomy places the organism in Eukaryota, Metazoa, Nematoda, Chromadorea, Rhabditida, Rhabditidae. The record is from the annotation of a GenBank genome assembly.